This is a messenger RNA of Dracunculus medinensis (Guinea worm), 1152 nucleotides long. The record is from the annotation of a GenBank genome assembly. NCBI's taxonomy places the organism in Eukaryota, Metazoa, Nematoda, Chromadorea, Rhabditida, Dracunculidae.
AUGUCAAUUCGCACUGCUUCAAUAAAAGAUGUGCAUAGUUAUGUGGGGUUUGCGAAUUUUCCAAAUCAAGUUUUCCGCCGAGCUGUUAAAAAUGGAUUUGAAUUCACUUUAAUGGUAGUCGGUUGUUCUGGUCUCGGCAAAUCUACAUUUUUAAAUUCUUUGUUUUCUGCUGAAAUCUAUGAUCCUAAAAUUCCUUUGACUACUCCACUAUCGGCUACAACCGAGAUUACGGAAAAAACAGUUCGUAUGGUGGAAAAUGGAGUCUCGCUCGAUUUGACUCUCGUGGAUACACCCGGAUUUGGGGAUGCUAUUGAUAAUAAUAAGUGUUGGGAUCCAAUCAUUAAUUUUAUUGAGCGGAAAUAUUUCGACUAUUUUUCUGAAGAAACAAAAAUCGAACGUUCAGCAUAUAUUCCUGAUAAACGUGUACAUCUUUGUCUCUAUUUUGUCGCGCCAACUGGGCAUGGAUUGAAGCCAUUAGAUAUCGAAGUAAUGAAGAAACUUCAUGAUCGGGUCAAUGUAGUUCCAAUCAUUGGAAAAGCAGAUACAAUGACCACUGAUGAAUUGAACCGCUUCAAGGCACAAAUCUUAAAAGAAAUUGAUAAUUCUAAUAUAAAGUUAUAUAAAUUUCCUGAAUAUGAUGAUGAAGAUGAACGAAAACAAUUUGGGCCACUUCGAGAUCGUUAUCCUUUUGCAGUUGUUGGUAGUAAUCAAAUGAAAGAAAUCAAUGGUAAAAGAAUGCGAUUCCGUGAAUAUCCUUGGGGCAUAACCGAAGUUGAAAAUUUGAAACAUAAUGAUUUCAUUGCAGUCAGAGAUAUGAUUAUUAGAACGAAUUUGAUUGAUUUGAUUGUCGUUACAAAAAAUGUUCAUUACGAAAAUUUUCGUUUUCGGCAAUUGAGUAAAGGAUCAAAGACGGAUGCUAAUGAUAGAGAUCCUUUUACACAAAUGGAACAUGAAAGAAAAGUCAAAGAAAAAGAAUUGGAAGAAAAAAAAACCAGCAUGGAAAAUCUUGACGAGCGAGAAAAGGAAAAUCGUAAGGCACUGCAAAAUCGUCGUUUACAGUUGGAACAGCUUAUGAACGAUGUUGUUGAUUUACGAAAAAUUGGUACCCUUUCACGACAAGAAUCGAGAAGCGGCACUCUUCGCUCAGAGUAG